AUGGAUUUUCGUGCCAACAAAUCACGCAGCAUCGUGAUCAUAAAAGGUAAGUCCCUCAAUUCAACUCCUUUUGCUCUCCAAAAGCCUGCUGACCCCACAGACUUCUCUUCCUACAUUCCUUCUAUCCAUUCCAUGCCUGUGCGAUUUCUAGGCCGUAUUAUGGAUGGUUCUAUCUCCGAUAGGAAGGCUACUGACGAACUUGAGAAGUUAUCUGCAGGGGUUUCUAUUAUUGACAAGUCGUUUUAUAAAGGCCCUCAGAAGCUGUGGAUUUUACAACAUCUAUUAAUCCCGCGCAUUCAGUGGCCACUGCUGAUAUACGAAGUCUCAAUGUCUUGUGUCGGCACCCUUGUCAGUAAUGUGUCAGUAUUUAUAAGGAAAUGGCUCAAUCUUCACCAUUCUACCACUAAUUUAUGUCUUUAUGAUUCCAGCUCACCUUGCUCUCUACCGAUAAAAAGCCUAACUUCCAUACUCAAGUCCGCUAAGAUCAGUGGACACUUGCUGCUAAGGGAUUCUAAAGAUCCAUUGGUUUCGGCAGCUGUAUCAAUAUUAAAGGCUGGUAGAUGGAGCGUGUCCAAUUCAGUCAGAAUUGCUGAAGCAGAAUUAAAGAUUAAAGAAAUUAUAGGUUUAGGUCUCUGUCCUAAGCCUAAGGGAACUUCUCUUAGACAGUCUCAUUCUUUCAGGAAAUUAGUAUCGGUGACUGCAAAAGAAAUUGAUGGUGAAAAGGAUAUAAGCAGAGCUUUGCAACUACAGGUACAAGGAAGUUGGACCAGAUGGGACAACUACAUUAAGAACGACCUCUCCUGGAAGUCCUUGCUUGCCAUGCCACCAAACCUGUUGUCGUUCUGUUUAAGCUCCACCUAUGAUGUUCUUCCUUUUCCGAGUAAUUUAAGGCAUUGGCGUAUAUGUACCGAAUCCUUCUGUUUCUUGUGUGGAAAACAAGUCUGCACUACAGCUCACAUUUUAGGGGCCUGCAAAACGGCUUUAACACAGGGUAGAUUUACGUUUCGUCACGACUCUGUCUUGCGCGAACUUUCACAGUUGAUCACCACGUUUUCCAAAUCUAUUUCCUCUCCUGUAAAGCACCUAAAUAAUGUAAAAUUUGUUAAAGCAGGUGGUCACUCAUCUAGCAAAAAAUCAAAACCGGUAGGCCUUUUGCAUCUUGCCACUGACUGGUUAUUUCUUUCAGAUUUAAAUGGUGAACUUAUUUUUCCUGGUCAUAUUGCCAUAACAUCGCUUAGACCAGAUCUUGUCCUGUAUUCCAACAACAGCAAACGUGUUAUUUUAAUUGAACUUACAUGCCCUUGUGAGGAAAACAUGGAAACCUGGCACUCCAAAACGCUCUAA
This is a messenger RNA of Hydractinia symbiolongicarpus, 1344 nucleotides long. RefSeq lists its product as uncharacterized. The coding region runs from base 1 to 1344 and encodes 447 amino acids. The transcript has a single exon. NCBI's taxonomy places the organism in Eukaryota, Metazoa, Cnidaria, Hydrozoa, Anthoathecata, Hydractiniidae. The record is from RefSeq and is a predicted model, not a curated record.